Molecule: messenger RNA, 480 nt
Organism: Didymella exigua CBS 183.55
Lineage: Eukaryota; Fungi; Ascomycota; Dothideomycetes; Pleosporales; Didymellaceae
Exons: 1
Coding region: 1-480 (159 amino acids)
Source: RefSeq, a predicted model, not a curated record
AUGACGGGUUUGAUGCACACUUCGGCACGUGUGCGGCCAACCACAUUGCUGGCACCGGUGACCCGGGUAUUUGGGCAGGGGUCUGUUCGACGAGACCACGUUCCUGAUUGUGCACAGGGAAGCCUGGUUGCAGAGAUCAGGUCGACAGUCGUGUUGUCUGACCGCUGCACCCUCCAACUGCAAGGCGGUCCCACAUUCUGCCGCGGAAGGCACGGGCAAGCUUCGAUGCAUCUAGCGGCAGAAGCUGUCAACUGUCGUCACAAACGUGUGCGCUGCAUGGAGAGCUUGGGCGCUGACCGGUGCGAUGCUUUACCGAAUCGAGGACCCCAGCGAGCCAUGCGGGCUAGGGUAAGCGUCCUUGGCCUCUCGAUGAAGGUCGUAGAUGACAUGAAAAACUUGUUCCCCAACAAGCUGCGCAUCUCACGCUCAAAGUGGCCACCAGACAGUCUGGAACUUGUACCUGCUCUUGGCUCCUACUGA